AUGGUCAAGCGAAGUUUUGCCGAUGACUAUGGCGAGGGUGCACAUCCCAGGAUCCUAGAGGCCCUCGCCAGAACCAACCUCUCCCAACAGCCCGGGUAUGGCAAUGAUGAAUUUUGUGACAAGGCGAGAACACUCAUCCGAGAGAGUAUUGGUGUUGACGAUGCCUCAGUCUUCUUCGUCACGGGAGGGACCCCGGCCAACUUGAUCUCGAUUGCGUCUUGUCUCCGGCCACAUGAAGCCGUCAUUGCAGCGACCUCGGGCCACAUUUCAAGCAAAGAGGCGGGAGCCAUUGAAGCGACAGGCCACAAAGUCAUCCUCGCUCCCGCGACAAAUGGCAAGCUGACGCCAAAGUCGAUUCAAGUGGCAGUCGAUCAAAACUCCAUGUUCCCUCACAACGUCAAGCCGCGAAUGGUAUACAUUUCAAAUGCGACUGAAACGGGCACAAUAUACACUAAACAGGAGCUGGAAGUCCUCGCCGACCUUUGCAAGUCCCUUCGCCUCAUUCUCUUCAUGGACGGUGCUCGCCUUGCAGCUGCUUUGACGUCUUCAGCGAACGACAUGUCCUUGCGUGACAUUUACGAUCUCACCGACAUGUUCUGGAUUGGCGGCACGAAAGUCGGUGCACUACUAGGCGAGGCGGUUGUCGUCAAGGAUAAGAAUAUUGCUGCGGAGUUUCCUUACCAUAUGAAACAGCAUGGAUCGUUACUAGCCAAAGGCCGGGUUCUAGGCAUCCAGUUCACCGAGCUCUUUCGCGAUGGUUUGAUUUUUGACCUUGCGAGGCAUGCCAACAACAUGGCUGCUGUGAUGUCUUCCCACUUUGUCAAGGCUGGUGUCAAGUUACAGGCGACGACCGAGACCAAUCAAGUCUUUCCUAUUCUACCCAAAACAGUUGUCGAUGCCCUGCAGAAAGAUUUUGUCUUCUAUAUCUGGGAACAACUUCCAGACGACAAGGUUGUCAUACGACUCUUGACCUCAUGGGCCACAAACCUAGAACAUGUGGAGGAGCUGAAUGCUUGCGUCAGUCAGCUAGCGGGUUCAACAAGGAAACGGCGUCGCACCAUGACUAAGCAGGGACACGACGACGGUUCUCAGGGAACAGUAGACAUUUUCGAGGAAGAAAACCUCGCUAGAAAAAGUCGUUAG
Molecule: messenger RNA, 1143 nt
Organism: Exophiala spinifera
Lineage: Eukaryota; Fungi; Ascomycota; Eurotiomycetes; Chaetothyriales; Herpotrichiellaceae
Exons: 1
Coding region: 1-1143 (380 amino acids)
Biological process (GO): L-threonine catabolic process; glycine biosynthetic process
Cellular component (GO): cytosol
Molecular function (GO): L-allo-threonine aldolase activity
Source: RefSeq, a predicted model, not a curated record